UUGUGUUUUCGGUGCAAAUGGCACUGUAGGGGAACUUAAUGCUUCACCAAACACAACAAAAGAUUGUGUUUAACUUUUCUCUUUUUUGGGCUAGUAUAAGAUUAAGAAUUUUUUUUCAUGUUUUGUCAAUAAACAAUGUUGGGCCUAAAAUAUGAGAUAAGCUCCGUUUACGAAUUAAUUCGAGUGAGCUAAAAUUAAGCCGAUAAGAGCUGCUGGAAUCUUUCACUUUAAAUAAAUAAACUUAAAAAAAAAAGAGGGGAAAAAUACUUGACAACAGCCCUUCUCUAAAAGUCUAAUUUUUCUUAUAUAUCCUCUUUCACACACUCCCUUAUUUAGAAAAACCAGAGAGAAAGUGUGAGGACGGCGAAGAAAAUUAGAAAAAUGGCAAAGGGAUUUGCUUCUUGUGUUCUUCUCAUCAUGUACCUUUCCUUGUUGAUGUUAUGCAGUACUGGAAAUGGUCAUCCCCAGCACCACCACCACCAGCAGGACGGCGGUGAUGAUCCUCUGUAUAUGGCUAGAAGAGUAGGAUUCUUCACUGUGGAUGAUCUCUACGUGGGAAAAGCAGUGGGCAUUCAGUUUUACACCAGAGACCCUUCUUCUUUACCUCCGUUUCUGUCCAAAGAAGUUGCGGAUCGCAUUCCAUUUUCAGUAAAAGAACUUCCGCUUAUUCUUCAACUCUUUGGGAUGGCUCCAGGAUCUCCAGAGGCCCAGUUAGCUGAGAGGACCCUGAGAACCUGCUCAGAGGAACCCAUAAAGGGGGAGCAAAAGACUUGUGCAACUUCCGUAGAAUCCUUCAUCGAAUUCGCGAGCUCUAUGUUAGGCGGAGGACAAUACGGGGUCGAUUUCAGAGCUAUAAAAACUACCCAUUUGGGAAAACCAGUCAGCGUUUAUCAGAACUACACUUUUCUCGACAUCAAAGAGGUGCAUAGCCCGAUAAUGGUGGCCUGCCAUGUUAUGGACUACCCUUAUAUAGUAUAUAUGUGCCACAGCCAAACCAGUAGGGUGUACCAGAUCAAGAUCGUUGGUCAAGAGGUCGGAGAUGCACUUAAUGCUAUUGCGGUUUGUCACAUUGAUACAUCUCAAUGGGCACCCGAUCACGUUUCUUUCAAACUCCUCGGCGUCAAGCCUGGAACAGUUUCGAUUUGCCAUUUCUUCGGCCCUCAUAACCCUGUUUGGGUUAAAAAUUAACGAUAAUGUGUACUUUGUUUGUUUGUUUGUGUAUUAGGUUUAUGCAUGCAUCUAGUCGGGUACUCCCUUUGUUGUAGUGUUUAAAAUCGUCAUUAAUAAUGUUAUCUAAUUAAGUCCACGGAAAAAUUUUAAAUAAAAAAGAAAAAUGCUUGGUCUAUGUGCUUUCUCUGUAUUAUUUAUGCCUACUAUAACGAAUAAUGACAGUGAAAGGUUUCGAGUCUGAACGUAGCACUUGGCUCUUGACUUGCCAAAGAACAUAGAGCUGAUUGUGUGCGUCGUCGACGUCCAUCAAGUAAUGUUUAAUGUAAUGUUCAAAUCAAUAAAAUAUGCAUUAUUAGUAA
Ziziphus jujuba (common jujube) is the source of this 1529-nucleotide messenger RNA. Its product is annotated as BURP domain protein USPL1. Lineage: Eukaryota; Viridiplantae; Streptophyta; Magnoliopsida; Rosales; Rhamnaceae. The coding region runs from base 382 to 1188 and encodes 268 amino acids. The record is from RefSeq and is a predicted model, not a curated record. The transcript has 2 exons.